Molecule: messenger RNA, 1004 nt
Organism: Centropristis striata (black sea bass)
Lineage: Eukaryota; Metazoa; Chordata; Actinopteri; Perciformes; Serranidae
Product: allograft inflammatory factor 1-like
Exons: 7
Coding region: 1-615 (204 amino acids)
Biological process (GO): actin filament bundle assembly; ruffle assembly
Cellular component (GO): ruffle membrane; actin filament
Molecular function (GO): actin filament binding; calcium ion binding
Source: RefSeq, a predicted model, not a curated record
AUGAAAAAGAAAAGCACUUUCUCCCCCUUUAUUACCAUCACAGAGGAGCCAUUGAGCAAGGCAUUCAACCCCAGCAACUUCAGUGGAGAUUGGCUGGUCGGCCUGACUAGAAACGGCAUCAUAGCGCCCGAUACUUUCAGUCUCCACUGGCUCUCAGCUCUGUGCACAGAAAUGGACCACACUGCCCAAGGAGGUAAAGCAUACGGUCUUCUCAAGUCUCAACAGGAGGAAAAACUGAACUCUAUCAAUGAGGCUUUUCUCUCAGAUCCCCAGUAUGCAGAAGAGGAAGACCUCAGCUCGAAGCUUGAAAUGUUUAAAAAGAAGUACAUGGAGUUUGAUCUGAAUGACAAAGGAGACAUAGAUAUAAUGGGGUUGAAGCGAAUGCUGGAAAAACUGGGAUUGGCCAAGACUCACUUAGAGCUGAAAAAGAUGAUGUCAGAGGUCACGGGAGGGACAUCCAAAGACACCUUCAGCUACCACGACUUCCUGAAUAUGAUGCUGGGAAAAAGAAAUGCAAUUCUAAAACUGAUCUUGAUGUUUGAAGGCAUGGGAAAGGACCAGGAGCAAAAAGACGUUGCACCACCUCGCCGCAAAACCUUUUCAGACCUGCCCUGAAGGAAUUUAGGAAGCAAUGGUUUUCAGAUUUACACAUCACCUAAAUGCUUUAAAAUGAAUGUCAAUUAUAUUGAAAAAUGUGCUGUUCUAAUCAAGUAAUAGAAUCUACAUAAAAUGUUGUAAAAUGUGCAAUCUGCCUUGUGUGAUUAUGACCACAAUACAAAUUCCCCAUGUUAGAGCCACCUAAAUGCUUUGUAAAUGCUAUAGUAGAGUACCACAGCAUAUGAUGUUGCUUAGUUAAUUACAAACAUGAUCCAAUGUUAGACUCUACAUGUCAGACAAAAUAACCUAAUAUUCUUUAUAGAAAUAUUAAUGUGACGGAUCACAUUUAAAACAAUUGAUGUAACAUGAAAGUGAUUAAAAGUCAUUAAAAAUGAAUGUAAAGAAAA